AUGCCUAACUUAACAAGCAAGAUGAAACACAAGUUGUCUCCGAUAAGGAAUCAAGCAACAACAUCAAAGAAAUUGUCCUUCACACCUUUAUCGAGAGCAACAACAUCAAGGAGAUUUCCCUUCACAUCUUUACCCAAAGAGAGACAAUUAAAAGUUCCAAAAUUAGAGACUAAAGAAGAUAAGAUAAUAUCUAAGUUUGUUGAGACCAACUUCGUAACCACCCAAGAAAUGAAACUCCAACCUAUAGAAGAACAUGUUUUAUAUUAUGUUUUUCAUGCUAAGAAUGAUCCCAAUGAGGAAUUGUUCAAGAUUGAAACUCUAACAUGCUUAAGAAAUAAUUUUCAAACUCUGUGUCUGGGAAGGAUAAUUGACACUGAGAUCAUUCACAUUAUGUCUCUUAAGAUAACUUGGAUUGAGAGGAAUGUUGCACUCCCGUCUAUAUGGUCACUUCCCAUCGUUCGUGAGAGACGUAUAUCGUGGUACAACAAUUGA
This is a messenger RNA of Lathyrus sativus (Indian pea), 492 nucleotides long. The record is from the annotation of a GenBank genome assembly. NCBI's taxonomy places the organism in Eukaryota, Viridiplantae, Streptophyta, Magnoliopsida, Fabales, Fabaceae.